AUGAAAACCAAUAGAUACUACCAAAGCACCUUCAUGGAUCAUCCAGCGCUCAGAAAAACGUCCAAAGGCCCGCGUAUAUAUCGUUCCGCCGAUACUUCCAACAAAGGUGUUCCACACAUCGCAGGUACAAUGAAGAUCGUCGUCGGAGCAGAGUCAAAAGAUCAACGAACAUGGGAACUGCCUAAAGCACUUCUAUCACGGCAUUCAGAUAUGUUCAAAUCAAUCUUCACCGCAGACACAGUGUCAGAGGUUCAGCUCCCAACAAUCAGUCCCGACGCCUUCGCCAAUUUCUCUUCGUACAUGCACUCGAGCAUCUACAGCACUAAUACAAAGGUCGCUGGAUACCGCAGUAUACGAGCACACGCCAAUGCCUGUCUCCUCGCCGCCAAGCUCGAAGCAGAUAAGUACUGGGAAGCAGCUAUGCGGCAACUAUACAGCCUCUUAUUGCCACUCGCUCGGUCGAGGAGAUCCGACGCGAAACAAUCCUUUAUUCGAGCGGGUGAUAUCGAAUACAUAUGCGUCAAUGCCACUGCCGAGAAGCUAAAACGUUCAAUCAUCAUUGACUCAAGUCCCUUCGCAAACGAUAAUCCCUUCAACUCGGAGAUCAGGCCUACGGUCAAAGAUAGUCUCCCCGAUGCUCCGCCUCUUCCUCCAAGAAAAGGCUACCACAGUCACGACGUCGGCGCCAUGGAAGGGCUCCGCACACUCUUCUUUGACGCUCUAGCUUCACACUGGACACAGUAUGAUGUCAUCUACAUCGGCGCGCAGGACUCGCCACGCGGUGGUGGAUUCAACAAAAACGAUGUUCCAGGUGAUACUACUACAUGGCGACAAGUGUGUGAUACGUACCCGGAUUUUCACGCCCAUAUCGGGAAGACCACGGGGCAUGCUAAUGCUUGGAGGACCGCUCUAUUGAGGCAUAUUGAUGUCUAUCUUGAUCCUGCUGAUCCACAGCUUCUUGGACAGCAAGGACGUAGGAACGAUGGGGUCACGAUCAAAAUAGAGGAUGUUGAUGAGAUCAAGGAAGAAGAGGUUGACGAUGACGAUGAGCUGGAGAUGGAAAAAGCCACCCGACGCCCAAAGCUUACGCUCAAACUCACGGGUUUGAGGCGGAGCAACAGCAGGGAGAGGACUGAGAAUUCAGAGGAGGUGGCGUUGAGCGGUGUGAAGCGGGAGAGCGAAGACGAGAUACUUGAAGAUGGUGAAAUUAAUGAGAGUGAAGGGAGUACGCUUGUAGAUGGAGAGACUGAGGGCAGAGAGGAAGCACCUGAAGAUAGGAUGAAUCAAGACGAGGAAAUGGCAGAGGGUAUGGAUGAUGAGAUUGAGGAGGAGCCAACUUCUGCUGGGUAUUAG
This is a messenger RNA of Alternaria atra, 1353 nucleotides long. RefSeq lists its product as uncharacterized. The coding region runs from base 1 to 1353 and encodes 450 amino acids. The record is from RefSeq and is a predicted model, not a curated record. The transcript has a single exon. Gene Ontology annotation, molecular function: protein binding. Lineage: Eukaryota; Fungi; Ascomycota; Dothideomycetes; Pleosporales; Pleosporaceae.